Toxotes jaculatrix (banded archerfish) is the source of this 3514-nucleotide messenger RNA. Its product is annotated as ras-related protein Rab-3A-like. Gene Ontology annotation, cellular component: synaptic vesicle membrane; endosome; axon. Gene Ontology annotation, molecular function: GTPase activity; GTP binding. The record is from RefSeq and is a predicted model, not a curated record. Gene Ontology annotation, biological process: axonogenesis; regulation of synaptic vesicle fusion to presynaptic active zone membrane; maintenance of presynaptic active zone structure. Lineage: Eukaryota; Metazoa; Chordata; Actinopteri; Toxotidae. The transcript is spliced from 5 exons. Bases 77 to 736 code for a protein of 219 amino acids.
CGAGCUACUGCAGGUGCAAAGCUGGGCACUGGGUUAGCUGCUGCAGCGAAGCCGAGGAAAAAACACACAUUUCAGGAUGGCGUCUGCAAAUGCCACAUACGGACAGAAGGAGUCCUCGGACCAAAACUUUGAUUACAUGUUUAAAAUCCUCAUCAUCGGCAACAGCAGCGUAGGAAAGACCUCCUUCCUUUUCCGCUAUGCAGAUGAUUCAUUCACACCAGCCUUUGUGAGCACAGUGGGCAUUGACUUCAAGGUCAAGACCAUCUACAGGAACGACAAGAGGAUAAAGCUGCAGAUCUGGGACACUGCUGGCCAGGAGCGCUACAGGACAAUCACCACAGCUUACUACAGGGGAGCCAUGGGCUUCAUCCUCAUGUAUGACAUCACCAACGAGGAGUCCUUCAACGCUGUGCAAGACUGGUCGACCCAGAUCAAGACAUACUCAUGGGACAAUGCUCAGGUGCUCCUGGUGGGGAACAAGUGUGACAUGGAGGAUGAACGAGUGGUGGCUUCAGAGAGGGGCCGGCAGCUGUCCGAACAGCUGGGUUUUGAGUUCUUUGAAGCGAGCGCCAAAGACAACAUUAACGUGAAGCAGACCUUCGAGCGACUGGUGGACAUCAUCUGUGAGAGGAUGACAGAGAGUCUGGACAACAACGACCCGACCGUCACCGGAGCCAAACAGGGGCCACAGCUCAAUGAGCAGCCUCAGAGGUCCCAUCAGGAUUGUGCUUGCUAAACACAAGUACACACACAUAAACACUCACACAGACACACAGACACACAGACACACAGACACACACACACACACACACACACACACACACACACACACACUGUCUGCUGUCCAGAAAUCCACAGACCGUAGUUUUUUUUUAAAUUCAGUUUGUCUCUUGCUUUCUCUUUCUUCCUUUCUCAUAAGCACAUGCACUCAAAUACUGCCAUACAGAGUCACAUAGCCCGGCUGCUUUAGUUCUCCAUCUCCCUCACUACCCACAUGAGCUGGUUUUCCCCAAAGAUUUGGUGUUUUCAGAGAUGUCAUCUGAAUUUUUUAGUUCAUUUUGUGUAACGCUAAAAUAUGUGAUAGUGGUAACAUAGUCAGAGGGGUGAGGAAAGUUCGGCAAAGGUAUCCACAAUCCCAAGUUGUCUUUGUUUCACACACACACACAUACAUUCACAUGCACACAGACUAUGCUUUAUGCUGACAGAAUUAUAAAAGGCCAGUCAAGGCUGAGACUCCAUCGUUCCUUAUUGACGUGUCUGCAGUUGGGGUGUAACACUAAAAGGUUCUGAAGGAAGGAUAUUUUCCUCCAUGUCCAGGUCCCACGCAGCCCUAACGCCUCAGAACUUAAAUGGAUACUAGAAUAAAUACUAUGAUAAAUUAUUUGCGGUUGUUUUAACUUUUAGUCCCAUUGAGAAUAUAUGUUUGUUGCUGUGGAUAGAGUUGAUGUUUUGUUUUAUUUAUUUCUUUAUUUUUUUAAACAUUUUUGAGUUGGUUGGGUGUAGUUUUGAGCAUGUGAAGUCUCCCGUCCUUCCCAGUGUUGUGAUUGAGUUUCCACAGAUAAUUACGGUCCAAGUUUGACGUCCAAACAGGGUCAUUUGAAAGUUCGUCUUACUUUUUAUUUUAGAUGUGAAUGCAAGAAUAGCAAACCUCACUCAUAUCAGUUUGCUAGUCAGGUUGCAUUGUCAUAGGAUUCAUUGUGAGCCUCUUCCCAGAUUUUUUAAACAGUUGUUUUUAAAUUUCUGUGAGUGCUCUAUGGAUGGCAGUGUCAGUCGCAUGGUUUGUCCAGCCUUUGAAACCACUUUGUAAAGAGCUGCGUAGCCUCUCGGGCUGCUAGGUUAUGACUUUUAUUUCUAGUUCUUUUAUUCUUUUUUUUUUUUUUUACUUUUGUUACUAUUUUGUAAGACAUGACAAAAUAAAAGGAUAAGGGAUAUCUUUCACCACACAGAGAAGAGUGUAUAAAUGUUUAAUAGCCAAUAGAUGUGCAUUUUUUAAUGCAUAUAUAAUAAAAAAAAUACAUAUAUAUAACAUAUUACACAAUCUGAAUGAGUUCGGAUAUUGGAUUCCCACCUGUGCUUUAGAGAGAGGUUCAUGCUGUUGACGUUUUUAAUCGAUGAUGGGUGACUGAAUGGUUAUUUGUAUGAGCUGCUGUCUGAAUUCAAAACCCAUCUGUCCAACAGUCUCAGUACCGACUGGGGCUAAAGGUUUCACAUGUUAAGCCCAUGGCCCCUUCUCAUUGUACUGACUUUCAUUCACUGCAUACAACAUGCGCUCACUAGAAAGGCAUGUGAUUUAGUGUGAGCACUGGUUACACCACAGAGCUGCCAUCUCCAUCAGCCACCAGCUAGUUUCUUACAGUAUGUCAUUGUAGAUGAUAUUUUCACCUUUAUUUUGUCGGGGGUGGGGCGGGGGCACAAGAUGUUUUUAAGCAUGUUAAAUGUGGAAUUGUGAGUUUUAUUUCACUCUCUGAUGCUGAAGUUAGGGAUUUGUCUGCUCGUGUAUACAGUACAAUCCAACUGUAAAUCAUAUGUUCACAGAUGUGCUGAGGCAUGCGGAAAUAUUUUCAACACCAACAGUUGUUUCUAAAUAUAACUUAUUUAUUUUGUAUUAUUUAUAAUUUAUUUUUAAGAUAGUGUUCUUCCUAGAUGAUGCAUUGCAAUCUGCACUUGACUUUUUAAAGGGAUGUUCAAAAGUAUUCAAUUGCUUAAACCGUUCCGUCUUUUAAAUGAAACUGUAUUUGUUCUUACAGUGAGUAACACAAAGCUUAACAUGCUGUGUGUUAAACAUUCCAGUGUGAGAGCCUCUUAUCGUGUCCACGCAGCUUUGGUGGGAAGUUUGUCUUUUGAUAUCAGUUAUGUAACGUUUCAGACUUGAUAGAAGCCGACUGUUCUCACAGAGCAAUAGCAGUUCUCUCUCUCUCUCUCCACACCCAAAUAUCAGCAACAUGCAACCCUGCUGCAGGUUUGUAACACACGUACUGUACGUGGGCGUGUGAAUGUACAGUUUGUAUAAAGGCGGUUGUAGUAGUUCUACUUUCCAAAGAGGUCUCGGCAAUAAAUUUAGAGCCAAAAAGAGUACCUGUUACACAUUUGUUAGACUUGUACUGACAAACUUGUGUCUGAUAGUGCUUUCCUACUCUGUGCAGUAUCUUCAAAAAGGGGGAAGAAGAUGUUUUAGGAAGUAAACUGAAUACUCUGAACACUUCAUUAAAAAAAAGUGGUAACUCUUACUGCAUUGGUUACUUUUGACUUGUUUGUUGAUUUAUUAUUUUUUUUGUUACUUUAUUUAUUGUGUUUUGCUACAGCUGUAAACUUGCCGAUGACUUAGGAACAUGCAUCAGUCCUGUUCAACACUCCUCUUCCUCCUCCUCCCCCUCCUCUGCCUCCCCCCCGUCAUAAAUAACCUUUGUAAAUAGGAAUUUUCUGCCCGUCAGGUAUUAGUUGUGUGAAUUGUGCUGUAAUUCUGUAAUGCCAGAUUUGCUAAAAUGAGGAAUCAAUAAACAAAUUCUAAAUGCUG